Molecule: messenger RNA, 2677 nt
Organism: Saccostrea cuccullata (small rock oyster)
Lineage: Eukaryota; Metazoa; Mollusca; Bivalvia; Ostreida; Ostreidae
Exons: 7
Coding region: 160-2577 (805 amino acids)
Source: RefSeq, a predicted model, not a curated record
AUCUCGCGAGAGUUAAAGCGAAAUCCUGCGAAGUCGGAGAAGGCGAUGCAAAUAUUGGAACUACAAAUCUGAGGGACAGCAGGAUCAGUUACAUAAACCCUUGAUGUUCCAGUAUCAGAGAUUUUUAAUUACACAAGUUGUAUUGCAAGUUCCAAAAAUAUGGAUAAGAGUGCCUGUACAACCCAGAAAAUCAGUUUUCAAGUAUUUUGCAAUGAACAAAAAGCUAAAUUGCAGGUGAAAUACCCAUUUUUGAGCAAAUCUCAAAUUAAUCAUAAAAUAAAAGAGCUGUGGAAAAGAAUGGAUAUUGCAGAAAAGCAAUGUUACACCAAGACUGUAUUAUCACCACCUAAAUUUAAGAAGAAUAUUCAAGUGAAGCAACAGAAAAAGUCUCAAAGCAUAAAAAAUUCUACAAGUAUGUUAGCAACAAAAGGAAUCAAAGACAGUGGGGGUAAAGUUUCACCUGUUUUAACACAGAUCCAAACUGAUAGCCAGACAGAAAAAAAGGGAAUAUCACACACUGAAAAUUCUGAGGAUUCCAUAGAUGAAACAAGGGAAGCAUUGAACAAGAGAAGAUGUAGCACAGACAUUGUAAAAGAUGUCCCAACAAAUCAAGGUAGGAAAACUAUUCCUUGGAAAGGACGACCAAGUAUGGGUUCAACAGAUCUUUGGAGUGAUUCCUCCCCUCCUGAUUCAAAUAAUAAGAAAAAGGCCAAAUCAACAAAGAGUCAAAUGGGUGUACAUGGAAUCCUGAAACCAAGCGGAGAUGCUCCAAGGCUAAAAGCAAGGAACAGAGUAUCAUUUGGGUCUCCUGAAAAUGAGUUAUCAUCCACAUUGCCACCCCAGACCAAUUCAGGUGACUUUAACACAGCUAACUCUGAUGAUGAAGACAACAGUGUACAGUUAUUAUGCAGAACAGAUGAUGACAUGUAUGACUUUGAAAAAAUAGCCAGCUAUGGGUUGUGUGUCGAGGAAGAGGAUAUUUAUACAAAUCAGAAUAGAUACAUCCCCGACGAUUGGAAGCAGGCCAGUGUGAAUGAGACAACUAAUGAGAGCAUUCAACAAUCUAAUGAAAAAAAUUCAGAGUUUAAGAUUCCACAAAACAGAGAAAUUAAGAAGAAAAAGGGGGCCAAACAAAUAAAAGAAAGAAAAGAUGAUGGUAAAUUAUUAUCUCCCUUGUCUGAAGGAUCUAAAAAUUCCCCAACAGCUAUAACUACACCUCAGACUGAGGAAAGGCAGGAAAGAGGAUUUCUAAUCACUCCUCACAUGAAUGAAGUUCUGGUAGAGCAAAAACUACAAGAAGCCAAGAAAACUCCUAAAAAGAACAAAGCAGAAUCCCCUAAAUCUACCUCCAGAACAGGGUCUGUGAGAAAGAAGAGAGGGCAAGAUGGUUUAGAUUCAGAGAAAAGAAAAGAUGAAAAACACUCUUCUGACACAGAUUCCUUGUCUGUCAUGCCAUUAACAGAAUCCGUUUCAUCUGGAGCUGAGUCUGUUGCGAGUCCCAAUAUCCAGGAUGGAGUGGAGAGAUACAUGAAUGUACUGUCUGAGAAAUUACAGAGGAUGCAUGGUACAGAGAAUGUGAAGGAGACUAUUCCAGAAGAUGGUGCCUGUUUAUCAGAGAGAGGGGAUGGCAAAGUGAUGAAAAAUAAGUCUUCUUACUCUAUGAAAAAUUUUGCUUUACUGCCACAAAAGAGAAGGAAGGGUAAAAAACAAAAAGAUCUUCACUAUCCGAGUGAAAUGUCAGAGUCUUCCACAGAGACAAAGGAAAAUGUAGUGAAAAAACCAAGAUGUCAUCAGGACAAGAGGACAAAAAGAAAUUUGGAAAGGUCUAGUUCAUCUGAUGAAAGGAAAGCAAGAACAAAGAGAACAAAGCAACAAGUUGUGAAAAAUAAGUCCCCAAAGCCUUGUAAAACAACAAAAAAGGUUAAAAGUCCUGUAGGAAGAAUGGAUGCUGACAAGCUUAUCUCGGAAUCUCCAAACAAAAUCGACAACAAUUGCAAUACAGAAGAGCCAUCAUUAUAUUUCACCGCAGACGACAGUUCUUCUAGUGGAGACGACAUCCAGCCAACAAAUAAAGUUCUGAUGACAGCAAUACUCAGGAUGCAGAGAGCUGUACAGUGUCAAGAGACCUCCGAUACUGAGGCUAUCUCGCCUUGUCUCUCUGGAAUCAGCCAGCUGUCUUCAGUGGUGUCUGAGAAAGACAUUACUACAGAUGCAACAGCAGAGAAGGAUUCGGUUAACAGAUUAUGUGAGGAAAUCCAAGAGUCUAGCAGCAGUAGUGAGUGUAGCUGUACAGACAGCACCAAGAGUCAGACACCAGUACAAAAGCCCAUCCAACCAAAAACAGGAAAGGAUCCGGAAAGUUAUGAGUGUAUGGAUGUUCCUCAUGGUGAAAAGAAAAAAUGCUCCCCUAUAAAAGAUAGUCAUGCUGAUGGUUAUGAAAAGGACAUUUUUCAGAUGUUUUCCAAGUUAAGUCCUGCUAAGGCACAAAACAUGCAAAGAAGAAGGUACAUUACAAGCUCUCAGCAUGAGGGAAGAAGCAACUUCAAAGAUUUGUUUCAGGACAAUAAAAUAUUUUAAAUUUCAGAUUUUUUCAAUGAUUACUGUAGUUUUUAAUUUCCUUUUUAUACAAUGAGUAUGCCUUUUUGAUCAAGAUGUUCAUUAAAUUUUUAAGGUGAGA